Molecule: messenger RNA, 2727 nt
Organism: Mus pahari (shrew mouse)
Lineage: Eukaryota; Metazoa; Chordata; Mammalia; Rodentia; Muridae
Gene: Xrra1
Product: X-ray radiation resistance associated 1
Exons: 19
Coding region: 182-2542 (786 amino acids)
Cellular component (GO): nucleus
Molecular function (GO): protein binding
Source: RefSeq, a predicted model, not a curated record
CACCGUGGAGCGACUCCGAGAUUCCCGUGAGGCUUGCAGGCGUGCACUCCGCCUGACAGGGACAUCGCCUCCGCGGGCUCUUCGGAGGCGGAAACGACGCCGAAGGCAGGUAAAGAGACAGGUAAAGAAACAAAAGCAGAAGGAGGGCAAAGAAUCAUUCCCGAGGUCAAAGAUCAAGGAGAUGGUGUCUUCGGGAAUGUACAAAAUGGACAAUGGCAAGCCUUGCCUCAACAACUGCUUUCCAGCCAAAAGUCUCCUUCGGUUGCCGGAAGAAGGCCGGGGACACUGGAUAGUGGCUCGGAAAGGCAGCAUGAAGAAAGGUGUAGCUAAGGCAUCCACUGAAGGUCAGGAAAACCAGAAGAGGGUUUCAUUCGACACUGGGUUGAAGAAAAUAUCUCGGAGGGAUAGCCAGGCAGACAUUCUUGGACACAUCUUGGACCGGUCUUUUCUGCUGAAGCACCACUCUGCCAGGAAGCCAUCAGAUCUUUGCACUAUCAACGUGAGCGGCAUGAAGUUCUCCAAGGCAAAGGAAAAGGACUUCAAACAUUUUACGUCUGUGAUUUAUAUCAAUGCCUCUGAAAACCUGCUGCCUCUAGAUGUCUUUCACACAUUUCCAGUCCUAAAGGAACUGGAGCUUGCAUUCAAUGGCAUCAAGAUGGUCUACGUGAAAUAUGGAGACUUCAAGACAUUGGAAUUCUUGGACCUUUCCUUCAACAGCCUGACUGAGGAGGCCAUCUGUGAUCUGGGGAUUCUGCCACAUCUCCGUGUGCUGCUUCUCACAGGCAACGGGCUCACCUCUCUGCCACCUAACAUGGCUGUCAAAGAACAGGAGGCAUCUAUGACAUCACUGACAAGCAAGAAGUACAUCCUGAGGUUCCCGGCCCUGGAGACCCUGAUGCUGGAUGACAACAAACUGUCCAAUCCCAGCUGCUUUGCCAGUCUGGCUGGGCUCAGGAGACUGAAGAAGUUGAGCCUGGACCAAAACAAGAUUGUCCGGAUCCCGUACCUACAACAGGUUCAGCUCCGUGAUGGGUCAGGGGACUGGGUUACAGAGGGACCAAGUCCCCAGAAAGAGCUGCAGCCCCAGAUGUGGAUAUUUGAGACACCUGAUGAGCAACCAAAUUAUACCGUACUGCCCAUGAAGAAGGACGUUGACCGCACAGAGGUUGUGUUCUCCUCUUACCCUGGAUUUUCAACCUCAGAGACAGCCAAGGUAUGUUCACUUCCUCCCAUGUUCGAGAUUCUUCCUGUGAAGUCACUAAAAGCACGGAACCAGACGCUGGCCCCACCUUUCCCAGAGCUGAGAUAUCUUAGCCUGGCCUACAACAAGAUCGCAAAGGAGGAUGCCGUCCUGCCAGCAGCUCUCUUCCCCUCCCUCUGUGAGCUUGUCUUCCAUAACAACCCUUUGGUAGCACACACACGAGGGAUCCCACCACUGCUGAAGAGCUUCCUCCAGGAUCGCCUGGGCAUCCGCUUAAUUCGAAAGAAACUGGUAAAACCUAAACACCAUAUGUUGAUGCCUCGGAAGGAGUCACGGAAGGUGAAGACCUACAUCCCCAAGGUGCCGAAGCAUUCCCUGGUCCCCCAUCACCUCGACAUGAUCACAGACAGUCCUCCAUCGAGUCUUAUGCCGGAGCCCGAGCACUCCACUGAGGACACCUCUCACGAGGCACUGUUUGCCAAUGAGGGCCCAGAAGGCCCUUCCCUAACUCACCGGGCCUUUGUGCCGAUGCCUCCCAUCUGUUCCGACUCCACCGUUCACAGUGAGGCAGUGUCCCACCAGAGCCGUACAGCCGGCCUCGUGAGCUCAGAGCACCCAUCAGAUGAUGACGCCAAGAGUACGGAGUCCAUCUUCCUGACCCAGGUGAAUGAGCUGCCAUCCUCCACCGCCCACAGGGAAAAUUUGGAGGCAGUGAAUGACCAAAGGAGACCAUCAACAGCACCCAGAGAGACGAAGAGGACUCGGAGGAAGCAGACAGCUACCUCUCUGCACAGCAAGUAUGACGGCUAUGAAGAGCUGCUCACAGUCAAGCCUGACCCAGCGUUUUUGGAGCCAAAGGGCAUCCAGAAGAACGCACAGGCCCUGCAUCGCAUGCUGAAGCAGCCGCUCAUCUGUCGCUCCUCCAAGCCCAGGCUGGACACUUUCCAGAAACCCUACGUUCCCAAGGAGAAGAGGGCCGGGAGGAUACCGAUUCUAACCCCACGGAAGACCCGAGCGCAGCUGCUGGAUGAUAUCCUCAUUCGCAUGCGGGACCCUCGGAAUGUUACUGAGGCUCCACUGGGCACUGUGUUGCAGCGGCGUGCACAGCAGCGCCUAGUGAACCAGAAGCAAUACCGGGAGGCCAAGCGGCUGCUCAAGGAGUUCCGCGCACGCUACCGGCAGCUGGUACGCAGCUCGCUGCGGACUGUGUUCGCCGCCAGCCCGCCACCUAGGCCGCCCACCCGCCGUGCACUGAGCGCCGGCCAGCCCAAGUUGGGCCGCUUCCUCGAGUUCAUGGACGAGUUUUGCCAGGAGCCCACGGCCAGCGACUCGAAAGAGUAGAGCUGUGCACCGCCCUCCCCAAGGGCUCUGCGCCCUGGACCGUGCCCAGCCCCGAACAGAGGGGGCUUGGGCUCCAUUUCGCUCCGUGGUCAGUAUGGGGAGCACAGCAGGACCUUGCCUCCGAGCCCGGCCAGGCUGCACCUGGUGGCUGGCCCAGCAGCAAUAAAGAGUGGUAUAGAGCAAUA